Messenger RNA from Limanda limanda (common dab), 8384 nucleotides. RefSeq names its product calcineurin binding protein 1 (gene cabin1). The record is from RefSeq and is a predicted model, not a curated record. NCBI's taxonomy places the organism in Eukaryota, Metazoa, Chordata, Actinopteri, Pleuronectiformes, Pleuronectidae. Bases 164 to 6859 code for a protein of 2231 amino acids. The transcript has 39 exons. Gene Ontology annotation, biological process: chromatin organization. Gene Ontology annotation, molecular function: nucleosome binding; protein binding. Gene Ontology annotation, cellular component: nucleus.
AACUUGCUUCGUGCUUCAUCAGCACUAAUGGCCGCAGUGCUAACGGGACGAGCCCCGGUGCUCCAGUGAUAGCGUCGCUGCUAGUGCAGUGAACCCGGGAAUGAGCGAUCCAGUCGCAGUCUGCAAACCGUGAGAGUGGAAGCUCUGCUUUCCUGAUAUCAAAAUGAUUCGCAUAGCAGCACUGAAUGCUGCUGCGGCAGCUUUAGAUGAGUCUCAAGACCCCUUGAGAAGUAGCAAGAGUCAGACGAAAGAGGCUCAGGAAGCCGAAGCUUUUGCUUUAUAUCACAAAGCUUUAGAUCUUCAAAAACAUGACAUGUUUGAGGAGUCCAGCAAAGCCUAUCAUGAGCUUCUCAAAACUCCACUGCUCAAAGAGGCUCUGCCCUCAGAUGAUCAGAGGGUGGGUCUCAAACAUCCUGGACUGAUGUUAAAAUACUCCACGUUUAAAAACUUGGCCACUAUGUCUGCAUUGCGGGAUGACCUGGAGACUGCUAUGGAGUUUUAUUUGGAGGCUGUUAUAUUGGAUUCCACUGAUGUGAACAUGUGGUAUAAAAUCGGUCAGGUUGCUGUGCGACUGGUGCGCAUUCCUCUGGCUCGACAUGCCUUUGAGGAGGGAUUGCACUGUAACCCAGAUCACUGGCCCUGCCUGGACAACCUCAUAACUAUUCUUUACACACUCAGUGACUACACUUGCUGUUUGUACUUCAUCGCCAAAGCCCUCGAGAAGGAUCAUUGUUACACUAAAGGCCUGGUGCUGAAGGAGAAAAUCUUCGUGGAGCAGCCAUGUCUAAAGAGAGACACAAUGCAGAUGUUCAUGAAAUGCGAUAUGUCCAUUCACUAUGUGGAUGUGGAGGAAGAGGAGCGCAAAUCCAUUGUGGAAGAGGCCCUGGAGAUACGGAAACGCAGACAGGCUCUUUCUCACUGUGAACCUAAACCCGACCUUGUCCUGAUUCAGCCCAUCCGGUGCCUCUCAUGGAAGCAUUUGGGUGAAAGCCUUCUUGCAAUGUACAGACAUCAGACCACAUGUGAGUCACCACGUCCGAGUCUCGGCCGCAGGAUCGACUUGUCAGAGUACUCGGACCCGAACUUCCUCCAGAACCUCCCCCAACCCAGCAGUCCUGUUACUAUGGGCCAAACCACGGUGCUGAGCAGCAGUCCCAGCUCAUCCCUGCCGCCAGUCAUUCUCUCUGAGCCAGUAAUGCUACCCCAGCCCGGCAUGCAGCCUCAGAUUGCCCCCAGUCAGACCACAGUGGAGAUCACCACUUCUGCUCAUAUUGUUGCUACAGCCAUAGACGUUUCAAUGACAGAUAAAGUGAAGAAAGCGCCAAAAAGGAAGCGUGCGAUUGAAGAUAGCGGAGAGACGGCCAAGCGACGCUCAGCACGUGUGCGGAACACAAAAUGCAAGAAGGAGGAGAAGAUUGAUUUUCAGGAACUGCUUUUUAAAUAUCUUCCUUCCAGGCUAAAGAAGUUUGAUCCUGAUAACGAUGAUGAGAGCAUGAGUAAUCUGGAGCCACAGUGUGAUGGGAAGGAGGACAAACAGCCUCUACAUGGGAGUUGCCUGCCUGUAGACUCAAUUGAAUACAUGGAAUCUGAGCAACAAGAUGUCCACAACUUCCUGCUCAACAAUAUGAGCAAUGGUGGUAUACUGGAGCUGAUGAUGCGCUACCUGAAAGCAGCGGGUCAGAAGUUCCUGAAGGAGUGGCCUCGGGGGCUGACGUCUGUGGUGCUGGAAGUCUAUCAGACCUGGAGGAAGCACAGCAGCGGUCUGCCUAACCCUUUGCUCCGGGACUGCAGCAACCAACACAUCAUGGAAAUGUUGGCGAUGAGUCUGGCUUGUAUGGAGUUGCAGUUGGAGCAAUGGUUACACAAGAAAGGCAAGAAUGUCUCUCCAAGAAGAAGCAGCCUUGGUCCUGGCAGUGACACAGCUGACUCAGAAUUCCCUGGACAGCACUUCCAGAGUGAUUUAUUGCUUCUGGCCUUGGGUUCGUCCCAAAGAGACCUGUUUGAGAACGACUGGCUGGAUGUCAUGGUGCGGGUCUACUGGCUCAAGGCACGAUUCUUAGCUCUAGAGGGAGACAUGGAGUUGGCACUGGAGAGCUAUGAUGUGUGUACAGGGCUGUUGCAGAGCAAACCUAAGUCCCCUGAACAGAAAAAUUACACCAUCAACUUGCCUAACCUACGUGUAGAUGCGGCGAUCUCUGUGGAGGAGAUCGACAAGAGGUUGAAGUCUCUGGAGCGUUGUCAGUCUUUGGAAGAGAUCCAGCGGCUUUUCGAGUCUGCAGACUUUGAGUCUGUUGUGCGUCUGCUGCAGCCCACUCUUAAUUAUGGCAGCAGGAGCAAACCUCUGGAGUUUGUGAGCUCAGCACCAGAGCGGCCUGCUCAGCUAAUGCUACUGCAGAAUUCUCUGUUGAAGCUGCAGGACUACCAGCAGUGUUUGGAGUGCAGCGAUCUGGCUCUGAACGAAGCUCUGCAGCAGCUCAACUCUGCCUCAAACCCCUCUCCCCCAAGUAAGGAGGAGUGGGUCAGCACCAUUGGAACCCUGCUGGACGGCAUCGAGCUCUGCUUCACUAAAGACUCCGAGCUGCUCAGCAACGUCCCCCGAUUCUCUAGCAUGGCUCGUCUGGCAAACAACCUAAUUCAGCUGAUUGAUCUCAGCAUGAGCACAUCCGACGAUCCCAAGGAGCCUUAUUUCUUCUCGGUUCUCCCGUGGAUUACGCUGUAUCGCAUUAUCAAACACGAGGAGGCUGCGUUUGACUGUAUGCUCAGACAGCAUAUGUCUGUAGGGGAUGAUGAAGAUGACUCAGACACUCCUAUGCUGCCCUCCUCCCUGAUGCUUCUAAACACAGCCCAUGAGUAUCUGGGCCGUCGCUCCAUGUGCUGCAGCUCAGACGGUGCCCUCCUCAAGUUCUUUCUUCGAGUUUUGGAAAAAGAGUUUGCAGCCUCUUCCAGCGUUGGCUCUCAUCCGUACAAAGAGGAGUUGGAGAUGGCAUUGGAGCAGUGUUUCUUCUGCCUCUUUGCCUACCCCAGUAAGAAGAGCAAGGCCCGCUACCUGGAGGAUCACACAUCUCCACAGGUUGACCUGCUGUGGAGUGACGCUCUCUUCAUGUUCCAGUAUUUAAAACCAAAGACACUGCCUGAGUUCGACAGCUAUAAGACAAGCACAGUGUCUGCAGAGUUGGCUAAUCUGCUGAGGAGGUUCACUGGCAUCACACCCCCAAGUGACACUCCCAUCCUCACCAUGGAUGAAGUGGCAGCCUACAUUGAGGGCAUGACGGAAAAGGUCCCAUGCCUUCCUGAAGGCAGCGUCCCAGCGCCUGCAAUCAUUGAUGAGAUCUACUACCUGCUGGCUGAUUACCAUUUCAAGAACAAGGAGCAGUCCAAGGCCAUCAAGUUCUAUAUGCACGACAUCUGUGUGUGUCCCAACAGGUUUGACUCCUGGGCAGGUAUGGCUUUAGCUAGAGCCAGUCGUAUCCAGGACAAGCUCAACUCUAACGAGCUGAAAAGCGACAUUCCCAUAUGGAAACACUCUCAGGCUGUGCUUAGCUGCUUUAAGAGGGCCCUCGAGAUAGACCGCUCCAACCUGUCCCUGUGGAUCGAGUAUGGCACCAUAUCAUAUUCUCUGCAUUCGUUUGCUUCGCGGCAGCUCAAGCAGUGGCGCAAUGAGCUCCCCCCAGACGUGGUUAAACAGAUGGAAGAAAGGAGAGACUCCAUGUUGGAGACGGCGUCCCAGUGUUUCCAGGGUGCUUCCCGUUGUGAGGGUGACAGUGAUGAAGAAGAGUGGCUCAUUCACUACAUGCUCGGGAAAAUAGCAGAGAAACGCAAACAGCCUCCGGUGGAAUAUCUGCAGCUUUAUAAUAAGGCAGCGCACUAUCUGCAUGAAGAAGCUGCCAGGUACCCCCGCAAAAUCCAUUACCAUAAUCCUCCUGACCUGGCCAUGGAGGCCUUGGAGCUGCAUUUCCGUUUGGGCGCCACCAUUCUAAAACUACUAGAGGCUCUGAAGCCUGAUCUGGAACAUGAGCAUUUGUUCAAUUUGCUGGUCGAGGCAGCUACAGGGCCGUUUGCAAGGGCGGAAGAGAAGAGUAUGCCAAGCAUGCCGAGGUCCAAUGAAAAGGAGAAACCCCCCUCCAUGAUGGAUGAAGACUUUAACUGCUCUUCAGUUGGUAUAGGGAACGUCCUCCGCUCCUCCCCCCCAUCAGCUGCCACCCCAGGUCUGGCAUGCCCUCCUUUCGUGGCCACGCCGUUUGACCACGAUUACGCCAAACGCAAAACACUUCGACGGCAGCAGUGGCAGCAGCAGCGGCAUGAGGAGCAGCAGGCUGAUGCCUCACCAGAGUUUGACCAUGAUUACUGCCUGCCCAGGUCUUCAAUGUGGCUGGCUUCCCUGAAUGAGCGAAGUCAGGACAGUGAGGUGGUGUUGCUCUCUGACUCCAACUCCACCCAGGAUGCUUUCACAGAUCCCACCAGCUCGCAGGACAGCAGCCACAAACCGGCCUCUGGGAAAGUUGGCCCAUUAUUGUCUGAGAGUCCGACCACUGUGAAGGAUGGACAGCAUACGUCUGAGGACACAGCAUCACGUGGAGAGCAAACUGGCAUCCAGACCGAAGAAAAAGUUAUCGUAGAAGCUGUGGUGGUGACAAUCCCUGAGCUCUCAGCCCCCAAGGUCUCUGCGGACCCUUGUCCUCAUCCGCUUCCUGUCCCAGCCACACCUCCAAAGCCAGCCGCCUCUCAACAGGCCACUCCUCAGACCCCAGCCAGCGAGGGGAAGAGGAAGCCGGAGCUCCCCCCUGAGGUGAUCGAGGUGCCCAAGGCCCUUCCCACAGAACGCAACGACCAGAGGAAGAUGCUGGUGGAAAUGUGCGUCCGUUCUCUCUUCCUCUGCCUCAGCCGCUUCCCUCAGCAUUACAAGAGUCUGUAUCGCCUGGCCUUCUUCUACUCCAGCAGCAAGACGCAUCAGAACCUACAGUGGGCCAGAGAUGUGUUGCUAGGAAGCAGUGUCCCAUGGCAACAGCUGAAGCACAUGCCAGCACAAGGACUUUUCUGUGAAAGAAACAAGACAAACCUGUUCAACGGAAUCUGGCGAAUUCCAGUAGAUGAGAUUGAUCGCCCGGGAAGUUUUGCAUCUCAUAUGAACCGAUCUAUUGUCCUCUUGCUGGAGGUGCUGUCUCAGCUUAAGGAUCACGAUACUCUGCUGAAAGUCUCUUUCAUGCUGCAGAGAACCCCUGACCAGGGAAAGAAGUAUUUACGGGAUGUUGAUCGCCAGGUUUUGGCCAAGAGAGCAUUUUUCCUGAAUGUAAAAGUCCUGGAGGACAAUCUGAACAGUCUCACUGGGGUGUCUGAGCAGCUUCUCAAAGCGCCUGCGCCCUCCAUGGGGGAGAUGACCACAACCGACACAUCCAACAGGCCCAGUUCAGAGGACAGCAAGUAUGCACUGCCAAAGAAGCCUGUUCUCACUGAGGGAACCACUGACACAGGGCCCAGGGAUGCCUUACAGACACAACUUACCCCAACACCACCAUCCACAGAUAAAGGGAGUAAUGUACAGGAGAGCUUCCCUGGGAAGGUAGAGACCGCGGGGAGUGUGGAGCACAAGUCCGGUCCUGAGGAACCCAUGGAUUUGGACACUGGCCACUGGAAGUCCUCCAACACCACUGACUCACAGGGCAACCUAAUGGAGGCUGGGACCUCCCUGAGUGCUGUGGAGCCCCAUCAGAAAAUGAUGGACAGCAACAGGACACCAGAGCUGUCUCUGGAGGAGCUAAGUAUCAGUUCCAGGCAACAGCAGCUACAAGCCUCAGCACCCAAGGUCACUCUGGCAGCCAGUGGGACUGAUCAGGGGUUGCUACGGAGGCCGAACAGGAAAAGGAAGCUUCUGGAGGACGUGGAAUCUGGAAAAACGUUACUGCUUGAUGCCUAUAGGGUCUGGCAGCAAGGCCAGAAGGUCAUGACCUAUGAUCUGGCACGCAUUGAGAAGAUCAUGUCAGAGACUUAUAUGCUCAUAAAACAGGUGGAUGAGGAUGUAGCUCUGGACCAAGCUGUGAAGUUCUGCCAGAUACAGUUGGCCACUUCAGCCCAAAGACAGUCUGCAGGAGAUGCGCCGACCACCCCUAAGUACCCCAAGGAUCACAGAGACCUCUUCUUCCCCGCCUCCUUGCCGACGCCAGUCCUUCUCAGCCACUCCGUCUGCCACCCGCUGUCCGUCCAGGACGGCCAGGCCAAGGUGGUGUACGAGCCCCUGAGCAAGGUGGCCAGGCCUCUAGCCUCGAGCUUCCACGAUCAGCCACAGCACAGGAGAGCAGCGAGCCACCCCGCUGCAGCCAUGGCCUUCCUACCACACACAGAGGAGCGGGAGGAGUCCACCGAGGGACUCGUGUACCGUCAGCAGGAGUCGCACCUUUGUCAGCAGAUGAAACUCGCCACUGUCUCCCAAGGACAAGACUCCACAGUGGGCUGGUUCCAGGAGGAAACUGCCACAUGUAGCACAGCACAACCUUGUCCAGACCAGCAGCAGUAUGCCAGCAGCGACCAAUCCAAGCUUCCAGACCCCGGCCGAAUCCGCUCCCGUGUCCCCCCCAACAUGCCAAAGCUUUUCAUCCCGGCCACAGUUACCAAGUUCCCGCCAGAAAUCACAGUAACACCUCCGACACCCACUCUCCUCUCCCCCAAAGGCAGCAUCUCAGAGGAAACCAAACAAAGACUUAAGAACGUCAUCCUGUCGUCUCAGUCUGCAGCCACAGUCAAGAAGGACACUCUGAGCCAGCCGGCGCUGGAGGUGCAGGAGACGUCCAGCCAGGAGUCGUCUCUGGAGAGCGAGUCUGACGAGGAGGAGGAGGAGGAGGAAGAGGAGGAUUACAUGGACGUCUGAGCCUCUGGAGGCCUCGUGCUCACUCGAAACUGAACUUUACUCAGCCCGACUGCCAAACCCUCUGCCCCCGUCUAUACAAACUACCCAAGAAAAAACAAGUGGUGCAACUCACUGCAGCUGUGUUUGUCGAUGCUUUUGUAUCCUCUCAUGCACACACGCAGUGUUGUCAUUGGCUGUCAUGUCGCUGUGUUGCGUUGCUUGUCAGCAGUGAUGGUGUGCAUGACAGACGACGGCUGCGGCGGCUUGAGUCUCACAGCAUGUCUGUAACGUGGCAGUUAUGCAUAUCACUCAUCGGCUUAGUGAGCUCUCGUGCACCAGGCCGGACGCUGGAUCUUCAGAGACAAACUCGUCGGUGGCCUCUCGCGUGUUUAUGCAUCUUUCUCACUGUCGUGUGCUGACCUUAUCUCACAGCUGCAGCUAAAUCCUCCAUAACUCCCCGAUCUGAGGUGCCUCAGUGUGGACGGACGCUCAGCAGCACGGACCUGCUGUCCUCCACUUUGACCUUUUUCCUCCAGCAUGAGAUUUUAAUCUGCAACACACACACUUUUUGAUGAUUGACAUGUUUCAAUGUACACAAAGGUGAAAUGAGGACAAUCGGCUGCAGUCGGGGGUCGUCUGUGGAGCCUCACAGCCUGUAGCAGAUUGGAAAAUGUUUACACUUAAUAUUUGGGAUGUUUCUUUCAGUUGGCACUUAACUUUGUGCUAUUUUUGUAUGCACUGUAUUUCUUGUAAUAAUAAUUGUCCUGAUAUAUAUUUUUCUUUUCGUUCUUCUGUGUGCAUUUGUAGCGAAGAAGAGCAGUUCUUAUACGAGGAAGACCUCCUGUCACCAGCACUGAUCUGAAUGAUAUGGAAAUUUGCAUAUUUGCUUAUUAUGGAAUUAGAUUUUCUACAUAUCACAAUCCAAAUAUCUUUCCGUACAUUUUGGCUUUAAUGGGUGGAGCAUUAAGCUGGAGGAGUGUGUGCAUGUGUGAGAGUCGGGUUGAGCUGAAGGCCGAUUAGAUUCCAGUCAACUCAGGAAACGACUCGGCGUUAACAGACACUCUUUCCUGACCUGAGUGGAAUUGACACGCAUGCUGGGGCAGACUCUUGAUUACAGAUGCCUUUACAUUCGAAGCCACUUUGGUAAAUUUGUCACAAUUCUAGCUUAACUCAGAGGAAGACAAUAGAAUGUUUUUUACAGAUUGUUUUCUAUAGAGAGAUAUUUACUGAUUUUUGAAAGAUGUCUAAAAAAUUAUUUUUAAAGCAACACACAACGGAAUACGUGUUAACUAUUACCCUUGAUUGAGGAAAAAAAUGGUUUUGUAUUUGAUUUCAUUAUUUAGUUUUUAGUUUUUUUUUCUAUUCCGCUGCCUUUCAGCGAAUGUACCACGGCUCAAGAGGAAACCAGGGAAAAGGCUUAAACUCGUCUCCCCUGGCUCAGGCUGCUGGAAGGGAACUGUUCUCUGUGUCUGGACUGAAUGCAUUAUCGAUGUCAAACCAAAAUAUAUAUUUGAGAAACACAUUUGUUCCGUGUGCUCCUGAGAAU